Messenger RNA from Klebsormidium nitens, 3983 nucleotides. NCBI's taxonomy places the organism in Eukaryota, Viridiplantae, Streptophyta, Klebsormidiophyceae, Klebsormidiales, Klebsormidiaceae. The record is from the annotation of a GenBank genome assembly.
UAGUUGUUCACUUCCCGUCAGGCGCAAUGCACAAAUUCGUUGGGCCCAGUGCAUGCAUGAGCAGGCAAGACUUGAAGGCACUUACGUUCAGACUUCCACCACCAAAUCCAUGGCGAUGGUAGCUCUAGCCUCCAGCUAGCUCAGGAGGCAGGUCCUUGAGGAUCCAUCACUGGCAUCAGGGUAACCUUUUCCCUCUUUGGCAGCCCAAUGUGAUCUCCGCAGUGUGCUUCCAUUGCGAAUUGAUGGAAUGCAGGGGCGUGCAUUGACAUACCUAGUUGCCAAAACAGGACAUUAAGUGCUGUGGUCAGUGCAUUCCGAGACAGCAUGGGCCCAAAGAAGAAGGGAGCUGGCAGGGCCUCUGGUGGCAGCGCACCCACCGAUGAGCAGGACAAUGCACCCCGCCCCCCUGCCCCACCUCGGAGAGUAGUGGUAGGCCCUUAUGCCCCACCAUUGUCCCAAAGCAAUUCGUCGGCCUCCAUUCGCAGCAUUCCCUCACGCGCGCCUCGGGCUUACACCCCUCCUCUGCUUGGGCCUCAGCAAGGAGCACCCCCCGCAGACGCUGGCACUGUAACGCCCCCCCCGGGGUUCAAUGGCGCACCGCCACAGGUUCAGCAGCCGGUGGGGGCCAGGCCAGCAGGCUCCCCCGGGCCUGCAAUGCUCCCUCGCCCGGCCUACAACCCGCUAGGCCCCAGGCCACCUGUUCAGGCAGCGACCCCUGCCACAGGUGCGCCAGUAGGGCCUAGGCCCCCACAGCAGCCUAGCGCCCCCAGUCUGCGGGUGAUGCUGCCAGCGGAAGUGACUGCGGCGCAAGGCAUUGGGAAGCUUCAGUUGAAGGAGCAAUCCGGGGCUGGCAGUGCGGCUGAGAGCUCGGGGACACCUCGCACGACUAUGCAGCCGACGACGGGGAAGGAUAUCGAACCGGCGCUUCGACCGGGCUUUGGGACGCUUGGAAGGCGGGUCGACUUGAAGGCUAACUUCUUCAAGGCCGCCUGCUCCAAAGAGACGUUCUUCCAUUAUGAUGUUGUCAUCAGUCCCGACACGGACAAGACAGCCAUCCGCCGCGCUGUGAUCAGAGAGCUUGUUCGGACGCACAGGAGCACUACCCUGGCAAACGCACUCCCCACCUUCGACGGAAGCAAGAGCCUGUACACAGCAAGGCCCCUGCCGUUCCAUUCCCGGGAGUUCACUGACAUCACUCCCCCCGAUGAGGUGCCAUUGCCCCCUCCGCCGCCUGGGCAGCCUGCAAGGGAGCUCAGAAGAUUCAAGGUCACGCUGUCGAUAGUAGCCAACAUCAACAUGGAGUCCUUUAAGCGCUUCCUUGAAGCAAGGUCGUUGGAGCUUCCUCAGACGUCCAUCCAAGUGCUCGACAUUGUGAUGCGGGAAAUGGCGCUGCUUUCGAAUGUACUGGUGGGGCGCUCCUUCUUCAACGAGAACGUGGACCGCCCUGUGAACCUCUCUGGAGGCUUGGUUGCGUGGCGGGGCUACUAUCAGAGCAUGCGGCCUACUCAAGGCGGGCUCAUGCUGAACCUGGACAUGUCGGCCAGCGCGUUCCACAAGCCGAUCAACGUCAUUGACUACAUCCCGGAGGUCGUGCCCAGGUGGAGCGGUUCCACCCUAGGAGACGCAGACAGGGUCAAGUUGGGGAAGGCCCUGGUUGGCGUGCGCUUCGAGGUGACCCACCGCGGGGAGAUGCGCCGCCGGCACCGCAUCAUGGGGAUCACCCGCAAGGCGGCGAGGGACCUCAAGUUCUUGUACAAUGGCGAGGAGAUCUCCGUGGAGGGGUACUUCCUGCAGGCUUACAACUACAGGCUCAGGCACCCCGGCCUGCAGUGCUUCGAGGUGGGGGCCAAGAAGGAUGUCCUCAUCCCCAUGGAGGUGUGCCGCAUCGUGGGCGGUCAGCGGUACCCGCGCAAGCUGAGCGACAGCCAGGUCUUGGAGCUGCUCAGGAUUGUCCAACAGAAGCCCGCAGAGCGGAAGCGCCUCACCGAGAGCAUGGUGGCCAGGAACGACUACGGCCGUGACGAGUAUGCUCGCGAGUUCGGGCUAACGAUCAGCAAGGACAUGAGCGAUGUGCCGGGCCGGGUGCUCAAUCCUCCCACGGUGGUUUACAAGGAGAUGAACCAGAAGGACAAGCUGUAUCAGCCGAGAGACGGCGCCUGGAACCUCAGGAGCACAUGCUUGUACUCGGGGGUGAACAUCGACCGAUGGGCCGUGCUGUCGUUCGUGUCCCGGAGGAUGCAAAGCGCGGUCGCCAACUUCGCAUCCAGGCUCGCCAGCAAGUGCAACGAGAUGGGCAUGAACAUGAACCCCGCGACGCUGCUGCCGGUGGAGGACUGGCUGGUGGGCGACAACGCCUUCUCCAGCCCGCGCGAAAUGACGGCUGCGCUCAAGGCCGUCACGAGCCAGGCGCACCGCACGGACCCCCAGGGCCUCCAGCUGCUCAUUUGCGUCUUUCCCAGCAAGGAGGCGCAGCCGUACGGCACGUUGAAGCGCGUGUGUGAGACGGAAAUUGGCGUGGUCACGCAGUGCUGCCUCGCGAGGCACGUCCAGAAGAGCGACCCGCAGUACCUGGCAAACGUGGUGCUCAAGAUCAACGUCAAGGUGAAGGCCGGGGACGGCGAGGCGCCCGCGAUCAACAAUUUGCUGUCCAAGGAGCUGCAAGGGAAGCUGCCCUUCAUCAACGAGGACAACGUGCCCACCAUCAUCUUCGGGGCUGACGUCACGCACCCACAGCCUGGCGAGAGGGACGAGGGCACCUCCGUUGCGGCGAUCGUGGCGAGCCAGGACUGGCCGUAUGUGAACCGCUACGAAGCACUCGUGAGCGCGCAGCCAGGCACAGAGGAGAUCAUCCAGAACGCCGAGGGCAUGUUCAGGGAUCACCUGAUAGCCUUCUACCGGAAGACGGGCCAAAAGCCCCAGAGGAUCAUCAUGUACCGAGACGGGGUCAGCGAGGGCCAGUUUUACCAGGUGCUGUUGCACGAGCUCAGAGCGCUGUGGAAGACGUGUGCGAAGCUGGAGCCCGGCUACAAGCCCAAUGUGACGUGGAUUGUAUGCCAGAAGCGCCACAAAACGCGGCUGUACUGCGCCGACGAGCGCCAGGCGGACAGAUCGGGAAACAUUCCCGCUGGCACUGUGGUGGACCGGGUGAUCACUCAUCCCAGCCAGUUCGACUUCUAUCUCAACAGCCACACCGGCUUGAAGGGGACGUCGCGGCCGUGCCACUACCACGUGCUGUACGACCAGAACAAGUUCACCGCUGACGCCAUCCAGGACCUGACCAACAGCCUCUGCUACACGUUCGCGCGCUGCACGCGCUCCGUUUCCCUAGCCCCGCCAGCAUACUACGCGCACUUGGCGGCAUUCCGGGCUCGGUUCUACAUGGACUCAGCGGAGAACGACCGGGGGAGCGUCUCGAGCGGCAGCUCGGGUCGCCGGGAGGCCGGGCGGGCCGCAUACCGCUUGCCAGCGAUCAAGGAAGCUUUACAGGAAACCAUGUUCUUCUGUUAGCGAGGAUUUCGAAGCGUUGGGCCUCAUCAGACGGCUAGAAAGUCUCCGCAGCUGGCCGGUGCAGCGCCCACCAUUGUUGAUCCCGUUUGGCAUCCUGCUGGCUGUCUAAUGCAGGAUGGGUUCGUUUUGAGAAGCUGGACAUGAAUCGUGCAAUGGGUGCUUGCGGCGGUACCACUCAACGUAAAGUCACGACGGUGUGCCUCUUACGAGGCAACAAUGCCAAACUACCAAUUGACUGCAUUAGACUUGCAGGCCCCUUACAAUGUGCUGAACGGCCGGUGAAGUUGUGCAGCAGUUCGCCGUCAGGUCGCGAGGAUUGUUGAGCAAACUCACUGAUUCAAAGCUGGCAUAUGACUUUACGGAUCGCCCAAAACUGGAGAUGGAAAAGGACCAUGAUUUCUUUUGAAGUGUGUGAGGGCUACACUCAAUGAUCGUGAUCGAACGGAGUCGUCGUUAUCUAGCUCAAUCAAUGCGGG